AUGGUCCAAUCGUUAAACACUAAAGCCCUCUUGACUCUAGCCUCGGUGAUUCGAAGACCUUCACUCUUGGUUCCACAUGUUUCGCUAGAUAAUGUGUCGCAACUAAACUAUUCGGCACUGAAGGAGAGUUGCGGUGUUCGAGCAGUGGUCUUUGACAAGGACAAUACUCUGACGGCUCCCUAUGGAAUGGAGAUUCACCCAGAUGCUUCUAGAGGCUUGGAAGAUGCCAAGUCUGUCUUCGGUAGUGCCAAUGUGGCCAUCAUGAGCAAUUCUGCAGGUACUUUGGAUGAUCCUGAGUACGAAGAUGCCAUUCGCAUUGAAGAGGCCUUGGGAAUUGCAGUCAUUCGUCACAAUGAGAAGAAGCCUGGAGGUCUGGACGAAGUUUUGGGGCAUUUUCAAAUUGACGAUCCAGCGCAAUUGUGUAUGGUGGGGGAUCGAUUGCUGACGGAUAUCGUCUUUGGAAAUUUGUACGGCAUGCUGACGGUUCACACGCUCCCGUUAUGUUCGGGCGAGGAAAACAGUCAAGACAACAAAGUAGCAUCAGUCCUUCGGACGGUAGAGAACAAGGGGUUAUAUGGUAGUUGGUUUGGUGGUAGAUAUCUUUUGAACAAGAAGUUGGAGCACAAAUUCUGGCCAGGAGACUCUGAAUGCCCGCUCAAAACAUCUGAUGGAACACAGCAAUCAUAA
Cylindrotheca closterium is the source of this 687-nucleotide messenger RNA. The record is from the annotation of a GenBank genome assembly. NCBI's taxonomy places the organism in Eukaryota, Bacillariophyta, Bacillariophyceae, Bacillariales, Bacillariaceae.